Molecule: messenger RNA, 654 nt
Organism: Merops nubicus (carmine bee-eater)
Lineage: Eukaryota; Metazoa; Chordata; Aves; Coraciiformes; Meropidae
Gene: DFFB
Product: DNA fragmentation factor, 40kDa, beta polypeptide (caspase-activated DNase)
Exons: 5
Biological process (GO): apoptotic DNA fragmentation
Cellular component (GO): nucleus; cytoplasm
Molecular function (GO): DNA endonuclease activity
Source: RefSeq, a predicted model, not a curated record
CAGAAGCUGCUCUCGGACCUGAUCCACAACCUGAGCGAGAACGCGCUGGCCGAGCAGAGGGAGGAGGACGGGAGCUGGUUCGAAGGUCUGGAGUCCCGUUUUAAGAGCAAAUCAAGCUACAUGCGAUACAGUUGUGAAAGCAGAAUACGAAGCUACAUGAAAGAGGUUAGCAGUUUUACUUCAAAUGUUCAUCCUACCGCAAGAGAUGCAUAUAAAAGGAUAAUUGAGCUGAUGUCAGAUAAACUAAAGUCUGUGAAAUACAACGGGUGCUACUUUGACAGGAGAGAGGAGGCGGCAGCCCGCCUGUGCACGGCGGAGGGGUGGUUCUCCUGCCAGGGGCCCUUCGACAGCCCCGACUGCCCCUGUAGGCAUUCCAUCAACCCCUACGGAAACCGGGAGAGCAGGAUCCUCUUCAGCACCUGGAACCUGGAUCACGUAAUAGAGAAGAAACGUGCUGUUGUUCCAGAGCUGGCAGAGGCUGUCAAAACACGAGAUGGAAGAGAAGUGAACUGGGAAUACUUUUAUCAGCUGCUGUUUACUGUGGAUAAUUUAAAACUUGUACACAUUGCUUGCCAUAAGAAGACCAAUCACAAUCUCAGCUGUGACAAAACUAAAAUCUAUAAGAAAAGGAAGCAAAACCACGAGAUUUCAUAG